Molecule: messenger RNA, 735 nt
Organism: Schizosaccharomyces osmophilus
Lineage: Eukaryota; Fungi; Ascomycota; Schizosaccharomycetes; Schizosaccharomycetales; Schizosaccharomycetaceae
Gene: rnf170
Product: ubiquitin-protein ligase E3 Rnf170
Exons: 1
Coding region: 1-735 (244 amino acids)
Source: RefSeq, a predicted model, not a curated record
AUGAUUUUGACGCGCUGGGACGAAGUAGUAAGCGCUGAUACUCAAGUACAAAAUAUUCAAACAUUGGUGGAAGAGUACGACAGACUUGUUACAGCUACAAGACCGGUUUGGAAGGAGCAGUUGCGAUAUUUAAUCACUUUGGGUUUAUUCCUAAAAAACCGUAAAGGGAAUGCAUGGUUAUAUUUACUAGUACUUUGGAAGCUAAUAUCAGGCUCAUUUUCUCAAAGCAGAACCAAUUUACUUCGAAAAAUUGAACGCGUUGGUAAUGGAUUUUUCACUAUUAUCGCCUUGUUUAAAGGUCUUGUUGCAUUUCGGGGCCAAAAAACUUUUGUCAAUAUGAUUCAAAGUUUUCUCAGUACUGAGAACAUACUUCCAAACUUUGAUGCUCAUCAUGAAGGACCCACAGGUAUAAUUGACCAAACAAUUCUUAUGCGACGAAUUAUCAUGGGUCUAUUUGACGGCUUAUUCGAAACCCGUCUCCCGGCGACCGUAUGGUUCAAGUAUAAAGAACUUCAAAGCACAGCAAAAAAAAUUGACUGCCAGCCGAAUGAAUGUGCAUUCUGUAUUUUACGUGACGAGGACAACGCUACUCUCACAAAUCCAUACAUUGCUAAUUGCGGCCAUACCUUUUGCUAUGCCUGUGUCAUGUCACGAAAAGAGCUAGUCGUCAAUUUAACUUGUCCCAUAUGCUGGGCCAAGAUUCAUCGUUGCAUCCCAAACACCCAAUAUGGCUAA